Molecule: messenger RNA, 1401 nt
Organism: Mercenaria mercenaria
Lineage: Eukaryota; Metazoa; Mollusca; Bivalvia; Venerida; Veneridae
Exons: 1
Coding region: 1-1401 (466 amino acids)
Molecular function (GO): zinc ion binding
Source: RefSeq, a predicted model, not a curated record
AUGUCAGAUUCUGUAGGAGGUAGAAAAAAAUCUGAUCAUGGAACAAGACAAGAAGCUUCUCUUGGAAAAGGAGUAAGAAGUUCCGACAUGUCUGUUUAUAAAAGUUCUGCAGAAGUAUCAGAAAGAGAUGAAAGCAGUAUAUAUAAGGGAUCCGAUGACUGCUCUUACAAGUAUAGCUGCGAUCCUUGCCGUAUUGCAGGAGAUCAUUUGGAGGCCCAGGGAUUUUGCACUGAUUGCGACGAAUAUCUAUGCAGCACGUGCUACAAGAGUCACCCCAGGAAUAAAGUUUCACGACAUCAUACUCUACUGGACAAAGAAAAUAUUCCAAAAGAAUCUACUAAAUAUUGUGAUCCGUGUAAGCAUGCCGGUGAUGAGGUAGAGGCCGCAGGGUUUUGCAGGAACUGUGAGGACUAUCUGUGUAGUACCUGUUUCAGGAGCCAUGCUAGAAAUAAAGCCUCGAGAUAUCAUGUAUUGCUAGAUAAAGACAAGAUGCCUGCAAAAUCUUCAGACUUUAGUAUUGUAUCUUCUGUUGAAAAGGUCAAUAUCAGUAAAAAAGACGCCGAGAACGAUUCAUAUAAUGAGAAGUAUUCUUACAUACGGGACAUUAAUGCUAAGGUUGAAAAGGACGAGAACAUCUGUGUCAUCACAGGUAUGGUACUGAUUUCGGACACUGAACUUGUUCUGGUUGAUGAACGCAAUAAAGCGUUGAAGUUCAUUGAUAUUGAGAAUGACGUUAUCAAGGAUGAUUUAAAAUUAUCAUCACAUCCGUUUGGAAUCUCACCAAUUACUCAACACAAGUUAGGCCUAGCAGUUGUUUUGGGAAAUGAACUGAAGAUACAUAUCAUUUCUACUACUACAUUACACUUAUCAAUAAUACGAACUUUGAAAACAGAUGGUUUCGGCAUGGAUACCAAGUAUAUCAACAGAAGAUUAUAUGUUUCAUAUUGUAAACCUGUAAAAAUUCAGAUCCUUCAACUGACGGGAGAGGUAUAUAAGAUAAUCCAGCCUGGUUCUGAAGUACUAAACGUUUGCACACUUCCACGGUUUAUAGCAGUUAGUCCAGAUAAGAACUCUAUAUACAUGUCGGACUGGGAGACAAGUAAUGUUAUACAUAUCAAUAUGAAGGGAAGAAUGAUAUCUGUACAUAAAGGUGAGCUAGCGUUGCCUCAAGAUAUUGCUAUAUCUCCGUUCAAAUCAGUGUAUCUAUGUAACGCAGGGAAGCACAUCAUUUGCAAGAUGAUGUCAGAUCUUAGUGACAUCACCACUAUAUUAGAUUUAGAAGAUGGAUUGAAUGGUCCUAGAGCAAUAUGUUUCAACAAUGUCCGACGACAUCUCUACAUUAGCAGUGGAUGUGAGGAACCCAUGUGGGCCAAUUGUAUAAAAGUAUACCAGUGGAAUUAA